Molecule: messenger RNA, 1938 nt
Organism: Exophiala oligosperma
Lineage: Eukaryota; Fungi; Ascomycota; Eurotiomycetes; Chaetothyriales; Herpotrichiellaceae
Exons: 2
Coding region: 63-1496 (477 amino acids)
Biological process (GO): cytoplasmic translational initiation
Cellular component (GO): eukaryotic translation initiation factor 3 complex; cytoplasm
Molecular function (GO): translation initiation factor activity
Source: RefSeq, a predicted model, not a curated record
GCAAUAACGACAAUACCAGCACCGUCGCCCUCAAUUUCUCUUCAAAUUACAAUACCGUCGCCAUGCCGGGCCCUUCAAACACCCUUUUGAUCGAAGGAUCGUUCUCCGAACUCGCAGAGGAGUUGGCGCAGUAUCUCGACACCCUCGCCAAAUCCGAGGAAGGAGCGGGCGUUCAAGCAGACGUUGCGCAAUUUCUACACCAAAUUCGAGAGGCAGAACAAUCCCAGGAGCCUGUAGACGAGGCCUCAGUACAACAGCAAAAGAAUGAAGUGCUGAAAAAGAUCGUAACCAAAGCCUCUGUGCUCAAUUCUGCUCCUGAGCGAGAAUUUACAGCAGCGUACAACCUCCUCAUCAGCCUCUCGCUUCAGUCACCAAAUUCCGAACAAUUUUUUGCCCGGAUAUGCCAGUAUCUGUCCGAGCAGCCACUCACAUCAUCCCCUGCCUUCGGCUCCUCGCUCGCCCUCCAGACCCUCACGACCAUUUUCAACGUUCUUCCUCUUACCAGUGACGCCCGUUAUCAUGUUUUCCUUGCUGUAUUGAAAGUCAUCAAAUCAUCCGCCUCUGCACAGAUAUUCGAGGCUUUAAUACCACAAUUGGAGACGAAUAUUCCAAAUUGGCUGUCAACUUGGCAACUCGAUGACGAGGACGCCCGCACUCUGUAUCUCACAGUGGCCGACGUGGCAUCUGAGACUGGUCACGAGGAUCUGCACUACAAAUAUCUUCUCGACGCCCUCGAGACCAUCCCGCCAGAGUCAUCAUCGGAGCCAGAAGCUCAAGAUCUCGCGAAACGCACACUGAAAACCGCCCUCACCAACCCGAAUGUGAUAGAUUUUACGCCAUUGACCGUCAAUGAUGCCGUUCAAGCCAUUCGAAAGUCCGACAACAACCUCUUUGAACUUCUCGAAAUCUUCUCCUCGGACGAUUACUCUUCAUACACCGAUUUCCUCGAGACCAACGAUCUAGCGUCUCUAGGUAUCCCAGAGAGUAGCGCCGAAGCCUUGACUAACAAGAUUCGCCUCCUCACCCUAGCCAGCAUCGCCGCUUCCUCGACGACCCGCUCGAUACCUUAUUCCACAAUCGCCUCGGCCCUACAAAUUCCAAGCGAAGAUGUGGAAAUGUGGGUGAUUGACGCCAUCCGUUCCGGUCUCGUCGAGGGCAAACUCAGCCAGCUCAAGCAAGAAUUCCUCGUCCAGCGCGCCACCUACCGUGUUUUCGGCGAGAAGCAGUGGGCUGAGAUCCAGGGACGCCUCAUGGUUUGGCGCCGCAGUCUGGAGAGCGUCCUGACGGUGGUCAAGGCCGAGAGGGAACGAUUCGCUCGCGAGGGACCUGGCGGCGGCGAGUCCGGCACGAACGGAUUCGCAGACGGCGAGGGCAUGCAAAGAGGCGGUGAUAGACAAAGACGGCAGGGUGGUGGUGGCCGUGGCGGUGGCCGAGGCGGUCAGCACCGCGAGCAGCAGGCUCCCAGAGAGGUAGAGGCCGUGGGUGGUGGAGAUUAGGAAUUCCACGCCGAGUCCGGAAGCUGGUAUCAUCACGCCGAGUCCACCGACACUGCUGCAUAUGUCCCAGGACCACGCUCCUAGCAAACAUGGAAUGGUUGAAUUAAAAAAAAAGGAAGAGGUGCAAGGCGUCCAGUUGAAAUCAGGAAGGGUUGCAGAUGGGAAGAAAUGUGACUGGAGGCUUGCAAGGUCAAGCAUGUUUCUUUGGACGAAUGAAUCAAUGACCACGCGAGUCUGAGACGAGACAGGACAGUUCUACACUCUCACUCUCCGUCACACACACAUACACCCACACAAGCCGUGGGGAACGGGUCUUUACUUACAAUAGUCCAAGACCAGGUGCUAUCACGGCAGUAUGAGUAUCGUGCUACAACAAAAUAGACAAAGAUAUCCGAGAGAAAAAGAUGAACUGAACGGGGAAGAACGUAAAAUUAUCAUUGCA